Messenger RNA from Manduca sexta (tobacco hornworm), 2749 nucleotides. RefSeq names its product retinol dehydrogenase 13-like. The record is from RefSeq and is a predicted model, not a curated record. The transcript has a single exon. NCBI's taxonomy places the organism in Eukaryota, Metazoa, Arthropoda, Insecta, Lepidoptera, Sphingidae. The coding region runs from base 1349 to 2317 and encodes 322 amino acids.
AUCGUUACUCAAAUGUAUGUAGACUUGGAAAUUUGUUGGCAAGAAAGAGGGAUUUUUAAAACGCAAUAUUAUGGCAAUAUAAUCAUGAGCCUAUAUCACUAGGCCAGCGUGGUGGAAUAAGGCCUUAUCCCUCUCAGUAGUAGAGUGGGCCCGUGCUCAGCAGUUGGCAAGUAUAUAAUUCAGGGCUGAUAUUAUUAUUAUUAUUAUUAAUCAUGAGCAUCUUAAAGUUUUGAAGUGCAUUCUAUAUUUUUUAUUUAUUUAUUAAUUUACACUUUUUAUUUAUAAAUGUAUAUAGUCGAAGUAAGUGCCGAAGGCAUUCUCUACCAGUCAGACUUUUAGGUGAUAUAGAGAUAAAACAAUACAGGUAGGUGUAAAAGAUAAUAAUAUAACAGGUGAAAGAAAUAAAAUUAUCUGUAUUUGAAAUAAAUUACAGUUAAAAACUACUACUUAGUGUUAUUUGAAGAUGGCUAAAUAAGCAACGCAGUCAAAAACAUUGAAAUACUAAUCGAUAUUUCCAUAAAUGUAGUGUUUUCACUUUUGGUUAUCAUAAGUAUAAUAUCUUAUGUAGGUAUGCAGUAGUAAUUUUGUCGUACAGCCGCGUGUUCCAAUCAUUGCGUCAUUUAUUACUUACUUACAUACUUUGCAGUAGGGUUUCACAAUAUCUAAAGGAAUGAUGGUGAAUACAAUGCAUGGAAAUAUUAUAUAUUGAUUCCUUUCUUAGCUCUACUUUAAAAAUACAUAGUUUAGUACGAAAUAAUUAUCUGUAAUUUGCGAAGGAUUAAGCCUUCUAUAUUACAUCACUAUUCAUUACGCAUUACGUGUUCAUAACUUAUAUCGUAAUUACAGCAAUAGCAAUUAUAAAAUUACUGAAUUAAAGCAAAUUGAGAUAUUUUGCAAUUUUCCUUGAUUUUAAUUAAGUAUGUUAACGCUUCAUCUGUAAUUAUUGAUAAAUCGUAUUUGUAAAACAUUUAAAAGUUCAUUAAUAUCAUAUUCAAUUUUUAAUGUUUUAAUGCCUAACUAUUUGUAAAUAAUUUUGAAGCUGUAAUUUUCUUAAAAUUUUACAUAUUACCAGCAUUUAAGGGUAAUAAAUACGCUUCAAAUACCUUGACCAAUUUAAAGCGGACCCUCUUCGUUGCCAGAAGUCUUUGCAAUCUCGAACGUCCUACAAAGGCAAUUGCUAAAACCAUCAUAUCCGACGUUGCACACUCUGUAAUGAAGUAAAAGUAACGUUCAUUGACUCGCCAAGACGCGAAUAGAUACAACGCAUUUAGCGUUACGAAAUUAUAGCGUAAUACGCUGAUUACAUGUUCCGCUGAAUAUUAUAUCAAAAUAAAUAAACAAAAUCAAGAUGGCCUUGAUUCUCAUAUUAAUUGAAAUAAUAAUAAUUGGGGGGAUGCUAGUAGGGCUUUAUCAGAAGAACACGAAUUUAAUGUGCAAAUCGAAGAAGAGAUUUGACGGAAAGACAGUGUUAGUCACGGGAGGGACAACUGGCAUGGGAUUAGAGAUCGCCGCAGACUUCGCACAUCGUGGAGCGAAAGUUAUAGUUGCUUGCCCUUUUCAAGAUGAAGGAGAACACGGAAAGAAAUUAAUCAUAAGAAGCUCUGGAAAUGAAAACGUUAUUUUCAAACUCUUGGAUUUGUCAUCGUUGAAAUCUGUACGAGAAUUUGCUGCAGACAUCUUGGCGACAGAAGAAAGACUUGAUAUACUUAUAAAUAAUGCUGGAGUUGGUACUGCUAAAGAUUGUCUCACUAAAGACGGACUAAAUUUUAUAAUGCAAGUGAACUACUUCGGGACAUUUUUACUGACGAUGUUACUCCUACCGCUUCUGAAGAAGACGGGAGAGCCGUCUGAACCGAGUAGGAUAGUGAAUACGUCGUCAGUGUUACACAAAAUUGGAAAAGUGGACAUAGAGAACCUAAACAAAACAAAUUACUGGUAUAAGAUACAAUUGUACGGGAACAGCAAGUUAUGUUUAGUGUUGUUUUGCGUCGAGCUAGCGAGAAGACUGAAGGGGUCUUAUGUGAUUGUGAACGUAGUGGACCCUGGAGCUGUGGGGACGCAGAUUUUCAAAAGUACGGGGCCGUCGUUCGGCAGUUUUCUGACAUUUAUCUUUGGCGUGUUGUUUAAACAUCCUUGGGAAGGUGCUCAAACGGCUUUGUACGCAGCGACUAGUACGAGAGCCGGUAAAGUUAGUGGGAAGUAUUUUAUGAACUGUAAGCUAGGUCGGGCGUCUUCGACGGCUUUGGAUGUGAAACUUGCUAAAGAUCUUUGGGACGAAUCGUUGAAGCUAGUGAAAAUAAGUGAUGAACAAUUGUAAUCAUAACCUGUGAAAAAUAUUCUAAUAAGUAUUUAGUAUAAAUAUAGACAGGGUAAUUAAACUAUGUUAGAAAUAAAGUGUUAUGUUUUUAAAGGCCUUGGUUUUAUUACCGUUAAAUUCAUUCAAUCAUCAAGUAACGAUUAUAAGCCCAUUUGUUAAAUUUCAAGCAUCUAUUAACGGAAGCGGUGUUUUUGCAUUAUUUACAUGAUUAUUUCGCAAUACAGACCUUGUUUGAAAUAGAUUUCUUUUUUAUUCUACUGAGGGUGAUAAAAAUCAUAUCGGCAGUAAUAUGUAUAGAUUCCUGUUUAUUUCUAUUGAUAAUAUAUUUUGUGUUUCGCAUAAAAAAUAUUAUAGUUACUAUUCAAGUAAGGUCAUUCCAGUAAUAAUAAAUAAUAAUAAUAUCAGCCCUGUAUUAUAUACUUGCCCACUGCU